Tigriopus californicus is the source of this 3532-nucleotide messenger RNA. It is a transcript of the gene SppL, whose product is annotated as signal peptide peptidase-like 3. The record is from RefSeq and is a predicted model, not a curated record. Gene Ontology annotation, molecular function: aspartic endopeptidase activity, intramembrane cleaving. Gene Ontology annotation, cellular component: Golgi-associated vesicle membrane; cytoplasmic side of endoplasmic reticulum membrane; lumenal side of endoplasmic reticulum membrane. The transcript has 7 exons. Gene Ontology annotation, biological process: membrane protein proteolysis. Bases 1720 to 2898 code for a protein of 392 amino acids. Lineage: Eukaryota; Metazoa; Arthropoda; Copepoda; Harpacticoida; Harpacticidae.
CAUACGCACUUAAGUUUCAGAGUCUCAGAAGAUAGAUGUUGAGAUGUAUUUAGUUGUCGGUAUCUUUGGGUGUUGGGAGAGUAUAUAUGUGUGUGUGUGAUGAUUGCCUCUUCACUCCAAGCCUGUCUUUUUACUACCUCCCACACUCCCCAAUUUCCAGUCAGCUGCCAUCCUCGUCUGCCUUCUUGUUCUUCUCCUCCUUCCCCUCCUUCUCGUCGUUGUCCCUCUCGUCCUUUUCCUCCUCGACGACCACCAUCAUACUGUCGUCUUCUGUGGCCUCCAGUGCAUUCCCCCUAAUACGCCUCUUCUCACUCUUACAGCUGCUACUUGCAGAGGAAUCAAGUUAUGUACAAGUGAGGGGGGAACAAGCUUUGGCAACUAGCUGUUGGAUCCAACAAUUACACAGGCACAUACGGCUCAGUUCAUGGCGAUGACCAAUCGGUUAUCCAUGAAUCCAUGAAGACCAAGGAAGUCAUUUGGUUUUGGUUUCCUCAUCCUAUCCCAACCUGACGAACGGUUCUCUCUGGAUCAGAUCCCAUCAACAUUCGUGGCUAGCAACUGUUGUGGGAUCCAUUCGAGCUUUGGAUUCCAUCACCCAUACGAAAUUCUUGGGAGGGAUUUCAUCUCAUCAACCUAAUCUUGUCCAGUGGAGUCUCGACGUCUUUCGUUGCCAUACCCCUCUUAAACGGCUGGGUGGGAGCUCCAUCCAUCCAUGCAUCCAUCCAGUUGUUGGCCCUGAAGUUCCUCUGGAUUGCUGGAGCAACAUUUCCUGGAUGUUGCAGGAAAUCUAUUGAGCAGCGGGUCGAUUUCUUUUGUCUCAAGUUCAAUGCGCACAGAAGCUGGCUGAGUUUGAAACUGGCUGGCCCGUGUGAUCAUGAAUUCCGCGCCAGGCGAUCAUGGUCUCACUCCACCACUUUGGCGACAUCGAUCCAUCGUUGAUGCCUGCCAUGGCGAAGAGGAUGUGGAAAACUAGCAUCGACGUUGCCAUGCUUGGCACAGGUGACUACUGAGUCAGUGGCCCAGAACUGCCCGUGGAGUGGUGCUUCUGAGUUGGAUUGAGGCAACAUUCCCCCUUUGCGGCGGUGCUGGAGGACAAGUUCAAGUUCAUAUGAGUGGUGUUGGUGGCGGUGGCUGUGGAUUCUCGUUCGACCUGUCGUCCAAGCAGCCAAAAGCAGCAAUGUGUUCGUUGUGUUGGGAUGUGAUGUCUGCACUCGACCUUGAAUUGGUUGAUGUGUUGAGAGUGCAAAGGGAUCAGUGAAAGGUUGGUUCGGCAAAUAGCCUGCAAGUUUGUUGGCCAACCAUCCUCCUCACCGCACGUCCUUCCUCAAGCAACUUGAAUUUGUGAAUUGCUAGAAGAAGACUUCGUCGGUCUGAUGCGCCAGCUCCUGUCUUCAUUCGGGCUUGGGGAGUGUUGGAGAAUCAACUUCGAAACUCGGUGUUACAAUACUUUGGUGGCGACAUAUGUCGUUGAUAAGUGAUUUGUCAUUGCUUCCGGAUAGUUCAUUAUCUGUCUGAGCCAAGGGACUUGCUGUUUUCGCUGUUUUCUUUCAAUCCAGUUAUCGACGAAACUCGAUAGAGAUAUUCGAUAGUUGUUCAUCGAAAUUUCAAACCAAUUUCCGACUGGACCAAUUCGUUCUCCCGGAUAUUCUGGUGUUGUGUAUGGCACCUCGGCUGUGAUCAAGACAAUCCCGUGAGACAUCGGAGGCGAAGGGCGACCUGAUGUCGGGUUCCCCGUCCCAUCUGCCGGCUGGAGGCGGAGCAGAUUCGGAACACUAUCAAUGGGCUUAUUCGAUUAUGGAUAGCUCAAGGGUCUCCACCUUCUUCAUUAGUAUUCUCCUAAUCGUCUACGGAUCUUUCCGGAGCCUAGCUCUGGAGGAGGAUAACAAUGAAAACGAGGAGAAACAAGACUCCAUGACCAAAGGCACUCAAUCCACUUCGGGCGUCCAAACCCUGGAUUCAGUUCAAGCCAUGUGUUUACCCUUGGGAGCAUCCAUCUCGUUACUUGUGAUGUUUUUCUUUUUCGAUUCCAUGCAGAUGCUUUUUGCUAGUUGCACAGCUGUGAUCGCCACAGUCGCACUGGCAUUUCUGCUUCUUCCCAUGUGCCAGUACCUCAUGAGACCAUGUGGCAAGUCAAAGAAGAUCUCCUUAGGGAUUUGUGGGCGCUUCACAUCCGCAGAAUUGCUCAGCUUUUCCAUUUCAAUGAUGGUUGUCUUCAUUUGGAUCAUGACAGGUCAUUGGCUUCUUAUGGAUGCCAUGGGCAUGGGACUGUGUGUUGCUUUCAUCGCCUUUGUCCGUUUACCAAGUCUGAAGGUAUCCACCUUGCUGUUGUCCGGAUUGCUACUGUACGAUGUUUUCUGGGUGUUCUUCUCCCAAUAUGUAUUCAGUGCAAACGUCAUGGUCAAGGUGGCGACCAGGCCGGCUGAUAACCCCAUGGGCGCAGUGGCUCGUCGUUUCCAUUUGGGUGGCCAGAUUGCCAAGCACGCUCCGCGUCUCUCUCUCCCCGGCAAACUCGUUUUCCCUUCCAAUCACAACGUUGGGCGCUUCUCAAUGCUCGGCCUUGGGGAUAUUGUUAUGCCUGGACUUCUACUCUGUUUUGUCAUGCGAUACGACGCUUAUAAAAGAGCUCAGGCUCAACGUAUGGCCGAUGCUGGAAUUCCGCUGCCCAGCAAUUGGCAUCGGAUCAGUUACUUCCAUUGCUCAUUAUUCGGAUAUUUUCUUGGUUUGCUCACCGCAACUAUCUCCAGUGAGAUCUUCAAAGCCGCCCAACCAGCCUUGCUCUACUUGGUACCUUUCACCCUGGCACCAUUAUUUGCAAUGGCUUACGUCAAGGGUGACCUUCGCACUAUGUGGCAUGAACCUUUCGCCAAAGUCCCGCCGCCCAAAUAUCUGGAGAUCUGACGCGUUAUCGGUUUUCUGUUAGCCCACCACAAAUGAAAUGUCAUCGAACUCAUCAUCAUAAAUGAGGAAUCUCCCAUUGUGGUUCUCAAGGGAUGGCCGUGCUCUUCCCCGAUUGGAACCGAUUCCCCCUUCAAGACAAGUCCAUUCAUACUAGUUCAUUCAAUGGGCAUUAAACGGUGUAUGUUGUUGCUACCCUCACGCUGCUCCUACCGUUCUAUUAUUGAACCACGAUGUUGGAUGCACAAGUGCACGAAUUUGUUCCCUUCCUAUAGUACUAAAGUGACAUACUCUACACAAGUUAAACGUAUGUCAGGUUGAGUCUCUCUCUUUCGUACAAGUGUUACUUCAAGAUGAAUGGCGAAACUAAUCUGUUUUGAUGUGCUUCUAUUGUUACUACAAUUAUCAUUAUGAUUAUUUCUGCUACACGUGCUACUAUCGCUGCUGCUUCAAACUUUUUGGGGAGUGCGUGUAACAGAACCCUUUAUACUUUCCGUCGCAAAAACCUUGAUUUGGUUUGUAGUACAUGUCCUCACUUCGCAAUCAUUUACGAAUCUUGAAGAAAAGUUCGUCAAUGAAAUGAUAUGUCCUUAUGAAAAACCCACGAAAUAAAAACACAAAAACCGUUACAGAGAAA